Aspergillus clavatus NRRL 1 is the source of this 315-nucleotide messenger RNA. RefSeq names its product high-mobility group nucleosome-binding protein (gene nhp6). The record is from RefSeq and is a predicted model, not a curated record. Bases 1 to 315 code for a protein of 104 amino acids. Lineage: Eukaryota; Fungi; Ascomycota; Eurotiomycetes; Eurotiales; Aspergillaceae. The transcript has 4 exons.
AUGCCUAAGGAAAAGACCUCCACCCGCACCAAGACCAAGCGUGUCGAGAGAAAGAAGAAGGACCCCAAUGCCCCCAAGCGUGGUCUUUCCGCCUACAUGUUCUUCGCCAACGACAACCGUGACAAGGUUCGCGAGGAGAACCCCGGUAUCUCUUUCGGCCAGGUCGGCAAGAUGCUGGGAGAGAGAUGGAAGGCCCUGAGCGACAGCGAGCGCCGGCCCUACGAGGAGAAGGCCGCCACCGAUAAGAAGCGUUACGAGGAUGAGAAGGCGAGCUACAACGCUGCGCAGGAAGAAGACGAAGAGGAAUCCUCUUAA